AUGUGCAACAACUGCGUUCACGACGAGCUCCCGUGUGACGGCGUAGCCCCGGUUUGCACGAUAUGCGCACAGCGUGGAGUUGCAUGCUCUUACAAAACUGAAACGACGCCAAUAGGGCGAACCAAGUUGGUUGUGUUGAAGAUCCCUGGUCUUCCUAAAUCUCAAGAGGUCGAGGCAGCGGAGAAAGCGGUCCCUAGGCACGUGCCUACCUCAAAUCAUAGCUCAGAAACCCAGCUAGAUGGAGGAGAGCGUUCGAGUACGGGCAGCCCAGAUGCGAUCCCCACCAGGAACGCCAACAUUACCCUGCGCACACCGCAUCGGCUGCCCACAGACUCGGAGAACAGAGCGGACAUCACUGUCACAGGACAAGUGCCCGAGUCUCCUGGCUCAGAGUCUAGCGUUAGUGGAGAUUACCAGUAUGUCUAUCAGAGAAGCGUGUCGUCUGAAACUUCAGAGCUUGGUGAACCACUUGAGAUAGAUCUCACGCUGGAAGCCGUUACAAGUUUGAUGGAGGGCCUCCACAAGGAAAUCCGGGCCUGGCACGAAAUGAGCACCCAAGCAGAUUUGCGGCAGGCUACAACUGAUGCGAGAAACAGCCAUGGACCUAAGCUUGACCGGACGUUACAAGACCCUUUCAAGGCGAUCACCGAGCAACGACGUUCAGCAGGCAACGUCUCACAGCAAAAGCCACAGGGAAAGAAAAUGUCCGUCAUUCGAGCGCCUUUAGGUUCCUUUCCAACGGCAGCAGUUUUGCUACCGAAGUAUCAGGCCAUUGGCAGAGUUUCAUCAAGUAUCCUCGCCCCGAACCGCAAGACCGCCAAGCAUUGGGCUUAUUCCGCCGAGGACGAGAAUGACCCAGACUCGGACAAGAAGUACGAUGACUUUGAAAAGCAUUACAUCAUCGACUUUGAAAGCCUAAAGGCUCAGCAAAAGUGCCAGGAGCUAGUCUGGCGGUGGAAACCUUGGAUGGAAGAGACACUGGCCCGGCUCCGGAUUCGGAACACCGACAUUCUCUACUUUUCUACCUACUUCCCAUUCGAGCGUGGCUCGCAUGAUAGCCGGCAGGAAUGGGGGAGCUGCAGCACGUGUGACCUGGUGGACGUGGAGUCUCGACGUAAUCAUCUUGGGAAAAGAUCGUUCGACGCCUUGCCUCGUCCUGACGAUCGCACUCUCGUUCUUACGGCGAUGGUGGCGCGCGCCUUGGAUAAUGUGGCUAAGAUAAGCCUCCGGCACAUUGCUGUGGGCGGUCUUCUCCAGCCAUAUUACCCGGACGACCAAGACGCGACGUUUCAACAAUCGAACCUCUGCCUCAUCUGCUUUCGCCAUCACUGUCCCGAUCAUGGCUCGUACGAGGAUCCCGAGGGGGAUGUCACUCCUGGCGAAGGACAAUCUUUCAUCAACGACAGUGAGCAGAACUCCAAUAUCCGCAGAUAUGUGACCUUACCUGACCGAGGGCGCCGGGACGAAGAUAAGAGGCAUGUGUGUGGAGUGUUCUGUGUGGAGCCGUCACUGAACUUACGCCGAAUCCUAGGACGCCAAAUUGACGGGACGGUCAGUGGGGACAGUCGACUACCGAAGGAACAAGUCAGGCACAUACUUGCAGACGGCCAUUUGUGCUGCCCUUCAUGCUUUUGGGAUGUAAACAACCGACGCGAUAUCAAGGCAUCAGAAGUGAAAUUCCAGCCCUUUCUGUCGGCCUCGCAGAAACUCCUGGUGGAAAAGCUUAUGCCCUUCUAUCUCAACAACCGGCGCGGCCCAUGCCUCAUCUCACGCGUCAUCAAGGAUGUGGACUGCCUAAUGGUUUUCAACCACAUGAUUUUUGCAAUUUUCGACACGCCUCAUGCCGAUCUGGUCUCGGACAAUACAUUUGACGGUGUCACCAAUAUACGUGACUCCGGCACGAUGGAAAAGAAGGGAAAGCCACUGCCACUCAGCGAAACUGCAAAGACGGCAGACCUGGUCAAGCGGGCCCCUUUCCAGCCGUGCCAUCAUGCAGGCCCUUGUCUCAACAAUCCUGCAUGUACCUGUGCUGGGAGCAGGGUCCAUUGCGAACAGUUCUGUGGGUGCGACCAAUCUUGCCGGCGACGGUUCCGUGGUUGCAUUUGCAAGGCUGGCGGCGCGAAGGUCUGCUUCGAAGAUAACCGAUGUGACUGUUGGACCUAUAACCGUGAAUGUGAUCCUCACCUUUGUGGCAAAUGCGGCGUCAUCGAUGUCCUCGACUCCUCUAACAAAUACAGAGACGAAAUUCGGAUGGGCCGCUGCAGGAACAAUCGCAUCCAGUUGGGCUUACCGGCUCCCACCACCAGAGCACCGAGCCAGGUCCAAGGCUACGGACUGUACAGCCGAGCGGAGAUUUCAAUGGGCGAUUUCGUCGGCGAGUACACUGGUGAGAUCAUCAGCAGAUCCGAGGCAGACAGGAGAGGGACCAUUUAUCAGUUGAUCAAUCAAGAGUAUCUGUUCAACCUCAACCGGGACCAGGAAAUCGACGCCUCUAAACAUGGCAACAAAAUGCGGUUCAUGAACAAUUCGCAAAAAGAAGAGAAUAUCAACGUGGUAGCCAAGAGCUUCCUCUGCCACGGCUUGACACGGAUCGGGCUCUUUGCAAAACGAGAUAUCAGACCUGGUGCCGAAUUGCUGUGGCAGUACGGCUAUUCGGCCGAGCGGGUAAAGUUCUUUUGGGAGCCGGGAGAAAAGCCUGUCACUGCCCGAGCCCUGAUUCCCUUUUCCAACGAACGGGUUGCCCGAAACGCCGGCAAGAACAAGCCGGCCGCGGAGACCUUACAAAAGGCCCAGGACAAGAGCACCCAGUCUCCCACAGUGCACCGGAGCCAAAAGCGCAAGAGACAACUAAGCGAAAGCCCCGAGCAAGAACCUGGUGGAUCUGUUGCAGACAGUUCCGAAGAACUGGAUGUGGAAUCCUCGGCCGACGAACCGCUCCAAGUGCCAGAGGUAGACGAUUCGGCCGAUUCGGACUACGUCGAGACCAACGAUCGCGUCUUUCCAGGGGCGGGUAUCGACGACGACGAGGAAGAGUCAGAUGAAGAGGCGAGGACCGAUGCUGUCAGGGACCCCAGUGGCCGCACGACCGGUUCGAAGCGCGGUACUCCAAGGGGAGGUCGCGGCAAUACUGCCAACGGUACCGAAUCUCCUCGGUCGCAGCGCCAGCAUCCAGCGGACACAGGAACACCUCCCCAUGACGACGCUCAGAGCAACAACAGCCAGACCCACGCAAACCCACCGAUGAGUUCGACUACCUAUGAGUCGGACCAUCGUCGAAGGGCGCUCCGACCCAAUGAUAAGAGACUAGGAGGGAGAUCGCAGCAACGAGCGUGGGAGACGAGGAAGCGCAAUGGCGUGGUGCACGGCGCGAAACCCUAG
This is a messenger RNA of Cladophialophora yegresii CBS 114405, 3378 nucleotides long. RefSeq lists its product as uncharacterized. The transcript has a single exon. Gene Ontology annotation, biological process: regulation of DNA-templated transcription; chromatin remodeling. Gene Ontology annotation, molecular function: zinc ion binding; histone methyltransferase activity; DNA-binding transcription factor activity, RNA polymerase II-specific. The coding region runs from base 1 to 3378 and encodes 1125 amino acids. NCBI's taxonomy places the organism in Eukaryota, Fungi, Ascomycota, Eurotiomycetes, Chaetothyriales, Herpotrichiellaceae. The record is from RefSeq and is a predicted model, not a curated record.